AUGUUGUUCCUCGUAUGGUUCGUUCUUGGGUCACUCAGAUAUCGCGCCUACGCCGCCCGACAUGCUCCCGCUCCGGUAAUGUCGAGAAUCGGGUCGCCGAAGAAACCAGCUUCCACUGCUACUGCUCUACAUCCAGAUUCUGCCGCGGUUACAUCAUUCCCCGCAGAUUCAUCUACCACGGGCACGCUUUUCCCACUUCAACCUGAACCUGCUCCUGCUCGUAUCCCCACCUAUUCCAAUGGGAACGGACCGGACUAUAGUCUCAGGUGUCGUACAGUGAUGAUGACCAACAUUCCUCAGAACCUACGUACUCCCCAAAUGCUCCGACGAUACUUUGGGAGAUACCUUCCAGAUGGCCCGGCUCCCGAAUCUUUUGACGACGACGCCAAGAGAAGAACAAAAUCAUGGAACAAGUUCAAGUCUGCUGUUCGUCCGGUCAACGCGGUUCGUUCACCACUUGACAAUAAGCCAAAAGACAAGCCAAAGAGAUCAAGAGUCGAAGGUGAACGGCCGAACCUAGAGACUCCCAUGGCCGAUGAAUUCGAAAUCGAUCCUGAACAAAUGGAAGAAGUAGAAGCCAGAGGGAGGAAGUUGGUGGAGACCGUUGUAAUAGCACCCAAGCUAAGUGCGUUGGCCAAACUCCUCAAGGACCAAGGAAGGAGAGUAGAGGAGCUGGAAGAAGCGCACAUUCACUUGGCGCAGACAGUAAUGGCUGCUGUAGCCACGGAGAUGAUGACGCGGCGAAGGGAGGAGGCUCGGAAGGCUAAGGAAGGGGAAAUUAGGCGGCGAGAAAGACUCCGAGCCGAUGCAAAGUCUCAGCAGGCACAUACUUCCGGUUCAGAUGGAGAAAAUGGCGGUGGUUUAUUGGGUGCUGUUCGAGACAGGGCAACUCGAUUACGAAUCUCGGUCGAGAGGUUUACUCUGGGGAGGCCGGACAGAAGUGAGGUGAUGGAUAAGCUGGUGCACGCAAUCGGUCCAUUUGUCGAGGAGUCCUGCAGGCGAGACUUGCAGUAUGGCGUCAUGCCUUGGUUUAGCUCCACUUUUGGCACAGUGCGGGCAAAGGUUGGUAGUAAACUACACUCGUCCGAGCAAGGCCAAGCCAAAUCCAAUGGGGCGGAGCAAAACGGGCAGCAUUCGUCUAACGGCGCCAACGCGUCUGUGUAUAGAACUAUCUGGGAUGCUUUAUACGAUAUGGACCCCAGUGACCUGCGCCCUUUCCAUCCAAUCACCAGAAGAAGGUCGAUACUCUUUACGCCUCUCGAACUGAUUGGGAUUCUGGCUCCGACAGGAUUACCCACUAUCGAUCUAGCUUUCGCCCGUAUCCAAAGGCGAGUGGAAGAUACCAAGUCUUCCCCCUUACCUGAUGCUUCUGAGAGAAGAAGAGAUAGAGAAUCGUUCUAUGUAGAUGAGCAAAGCGAGGUUCGCUUCUCUGGCGAAGAUGCUGAUAAGCCCUCUACUAUCGAGCCUGCGAGUUCGGCUUUUAUUACAUUUCGACGGUGGGAGGAUGCCCGCCGUGCCGUGCGUACGCUGGCCCACCGUCCUGGUCGGCCGUUGACCUGUCUUAUUGUAAUGGCUCCCCAAUCCACGGAUCUAGAUUGGGAAAGACUUGUGAAGGGAAAGUUCGCUGCGCAAUUUGUUAGAGAUUGGUUGGUGGGAGCGGCAAUAUGGCUUUUUCAGAUCUUUUGGCUCUUUCCAAUUUCGUUUAUCACAACUCUUAUUUCUAUUCAGUCGUUGGAGGUCGCAAUCCCUCCGCUGAAAGAGUUUUUCGAUAAGCAUGCCCGUGGACGCUCAUUGCUCAGUGGUCUUAUUCCUACGUUGCUGGUCGCUGGCCUUGGUAUUCUCAUUCCUGUCAUCCUAUUCGUUAUCGGAAGGAAGGCUCAGACCGAAGUAACCUUUAGUGGGCUUCAUGACGGAAUCUUGAUUCGUUACUACAAAUGGCUGAUACUGAAUAUUGUUAUUUUCUUCUGCAUUGGUCUAUCCAGUUUUCGGACAUUCCUGGAAGCAUUCAAAAAAGAAAUACCCGACCCUUUCCAAUUAGUUUCAUCCUCGUUCCCUGCGGCUGCUCCUUUUUAUGCCGGAUGGUUUAUUCUUCAAACAUCAUUGCAGAACUUGAUGCAAUUUGGGUUAGUUGGGCUACCACUAGUGACUUACAUCUGGGGCGUCCGAAAAGCUUCGACUCCUCGUAAACGAAAAAGAGGCACUCGGCCAAGGACUAUAGACUACCAUUACUGGACACCCAAUCAUCUACUUGGGAUGCAUAUACUCAUGAUAUUCGCGGUCCUCAACCCGUUGGUUAUACCUUUUGGCUUGAUUUAUUACUCAGUGGCCAACGUGGUGUUCCGCAAUCAGUUGCUACGAGUAUAUGCACGUCGGUUUUACGAAGGAAACGGUAAAAUGCUUACUAUUCGAGUGAUGAGAUAUUCCAUGGACGGCCUGGCUUUGAGUCACAUUGUGUUUUUAGCCUUUAAUCUCUUGAAUUACAAUCGAGCACGAGCGGGAAUAAGCGGCACGUUAUUUGGACUGACACUAUUCCUCAAAGUAUUGGCUACUCGAGAAUUCAGGGCUAGAUACGAGAGACUGGAAGAUGCAGAGAGUGCUCGUUUAUGUGGGAACGAGGAGCCAUUCCUGAGUUCCGAGGAGAGGUCCUCGACAGAGGCAAGACGUGAACCGAAUGGUGCUGUGUCCGAUGAGCCCAUGCCCCUGGAGCGCCUAGACAAGUUCCACUCUCCUCCGGACGCUAUGGGGCCCUCAACAAUGUCCUGGAACUUCCCAGGUCUGAAGUCAUUUGGACGUGGGUAUCAUGUCAAUCCAAUACGUAGUCAUACUCCGAGAGGACACAAAGCAAAGAGCAUGUCGCUCUCAAAGGUCGUGAGCCGCACAAACUCCCAGGCCGACAUCAUGCGUCCCGAUUCGCCCACAAGCGUCGAGAGCACCACAGGAGCUGCUAUUCAGGCCAGCUCUCGAUUACUUGCUGCUCCAUUAGGGAUUGUUCAACAAGUCGGAGGGCACGUGGGUGAUAUAUUCGUACAAGCGCCUGGGAAACUUUUGGAUCUGGUUAUCUCCAAACCGUCUCAUGAUGAUGACUGGGGCGGUGCAAACUAUCUCACCAGGUUCCAACCAACGGACUUAGUCACGUCCGGGCCAAAGGUUCACAGAUGGGACGAUACUCCCAACGGAAGUGCGUCCUACGAAUGUCCCUACUAUUUGGAAGAGGGCCCCAAGGCCCUUUGGUUACCCCGUGAUCCGUCUGGACCCAUCGACCUUGAUGAUACAAUAUUCAUGCAUCGUCUGCUCCUUAGCGUGCAUGAUCGGAACACUCACAAGAACAAGGACAAGAGCUUCGUUGAUAAAAGCCAAGAUGCAAAGCCCAGUAGCCCAGGUUCUGAUAUUUCACUAUCAUCAAUUGUUCGACCUCCAGUACGCGAGCAUAAUAGCGAAAAGAGCAUUGGUCAAAUUCCUUUCACCCAAUCUCCGGCUGGAACCCCCGAUGAGAACCCUGCACAGGCCACUUCCUAUUCCACUCGAGCUGCUCGUCCCAGUCUGAUUCGAGUCCGUACGGCUUCUGCUGACCGCGUUACGUUGGGAUCAAUUUGGGGAAUGCGCCAAUCUGUCUCGGAAUCGGUGGAGAUGAAAACUCUUCAGACUGUACCUGAUGAACCGGCCACUACCUCGUCACUGGGCGGGACACUUUCUCAACCAAGAAUUCAACGGCAACCAUCUUUAUUGAGCGCUCUCCGCUUUGGACGGGGCGGCGAAGAUACCGACACUGCCAAGCCUGGCAGCUUGUUCUCCUACAAGACAGCCGCCGAUGGAGGCGAGAGCAGACAAAACUCGGAUAAGAGGAAGACAAGAAUAUUGGCUCCGGAAGACCUUCGCAAGGCUUUGGAUGCUACUGUCUUGGCUGAAGAAGAAGCGGAAAGAGCACAGAAGGCCAGGGAAGAACAGGCCGAGAAACUUGAUGACGCACGAGUCGAACAAGAGGAAAGUGGGGGUUGGAGUCUGGUCAAGAAGUUGGUAUUAAAACGAAACGCUGAGUAA
Rhizoctonia solani is the source of this 4038-nucleotide messenger RNA. RefSeq lists its product as uncharacterized. Gene Ontology annotation, cellular component: plasma membrane. The record is from RefSeq and is a predicted model, not a curated record. Gene Ontology annotation, molecular function: calcium-activated cation channel activity. Bases 1 to 4038 code for a protein of 1345 amino acids. The transcript is spliced from 20 exons. NCBI's taxonomy places the organism in Eukaryota, Fungi, Basidiomycota, Agaricomycetes, Cantharellales, Ceratobasidiaceae.